CAGCGCGCAUGGCGUGGCAGGUGAGAGUGCCCGAGCUGCAGGACCGGCUUCAAUGUCCCAUCUGCCUGGAGGUCUUCAAGGAGCCCUUGAUGCUGCAGUGCGGCCACUCGUACUGCAAGGGCUGCCUGGUGUCUCUGUCAUGCCACCUGGACUCGGAGCUUCGAUGCCCCGUGUGUCGCCAGGAGGUGGAUGGCAGCAGCUCCCCGCCCAACGUGUCCCUGGCCCGGGUGAUCGAAGUUCUGCAGCUCCCUGGGGCCGCAGAGCCCACGGUCUGUGAGCACCACCGAAACCCACUCAGCCUCUUCUGCGAGAAGGACCAAGAGCUCAUCUGCGGCCUCUGUGGCCUGUUGGGCUCCCACCAGCAUCACCGGGUCACUCCAGUAUCCACUGUCUACAGCCGCAUGAAGGAGGAGCUCGCAGGCCUCAUCUCUGAUGUGAAGCAGGAGCAAAAGGAGGUGGCCGAACUCAUUGCCAAACUAGUGAACAACAGGACCCGGAUUGUGAAUGAGUCUGAUGUCUUCAGUUGGGUAAUCCGCCGAGAGUUCCAGGAACUACACCACCUCGUGGACGAGGAGAAGGCCCGGUGCCUGGAGGGCGUGGAGGGGCACACCCGCGGCCUCGUGGCCUCCCUGGAGAUGCAGCUGGAGCAGGCCCACAGCACCCGGGAGAGGCUGGCGCAGGUUGAGCACGCGCUGCAGCAGCUCGGCAAUGAGAGCCACCACGAGUUCAUCCAGAAGUACCGUGCCAUGGCCCCCAGAGCAGAGCUCCAGCAGGCACGGCCUUUGGAAGGUGCCUUCAGCCCUAUCUCCUUCAAGCCAGGCCUCCACCAGGCUGACAUCAAGCUGACAGUGUGGAAGAGGCUUUUCCGGAAAGUUCUGCCAGCCCCAGAGUCUCUCAAGCUGGACCCUACCACCGCCCACCCCCUCCUGGAGCUCACCAAGGGCAACACAGUGGUACAGUGCGGGCUCCUGGCCCAGCGGCGCGCCAGCCAGCCUGAGCGCUUCGACUACAGCACCUGCGUCCUGGCCACCCGGGGCUUCUCCUGUGGCCGCCACUACUGGGAGGUGCUGGUGGGCAACAAGAGCGACUGGCGCCUGGGGGUCAUCAAGGGCACGGCCAGCCGCAAGGGCAAGUUGAACAAGUCCCCGGAGCACGGAGUGUGGCUGGUUGGUCUCAAGGAGGGCCGCGUGUACGAGGCCUUCAGCUGCCCACGGGUACCGCUGCCUGUGGUAGGCCACCCCCACCGGGUCGGGGUCUACUUGCACUAUGAGCAGGGGGAGCUCACCUUCUUCGAUGCUGAUCGCCCUGAUGACCUGCGACCGAUUUACACGUUCCAGGCUGACUUCCAGGGCAAGCUCUUCCCUAUCCUGGACACGUGCUGGCAUGAGAAGGGCAGCAACUCACUGCCCAUGGUUCUGCCCGCACCCACUGGACCUGGCCACCUCACCCAGCUGCAGCCUACCAAGCUGUAGGCAGACCUGGCGCUGCCUACCCCAGUCCCCUUCCACUGGGCAUUGGAACCAAGGGCUGCCAUUGGGCAACAUCUUCACCUGUGUGGGGUCUUCCCAACUGUGUGUCCCUGUAGCAUUUAUGACAGGGACAGAGGCCACAGGCCCUUCCUUGUUGGCCAGGUGGGGUUAGCAGAGCCAGCUUU
This is a messenger RNA of Octodon degus (degu), 1654 nucleotides long. RefSeq names its product tripartite motif containing 50 (gene Trim50). The record is from RefSeq and is a predicted model, not a curated record. The transcript is spliced from 6 exons. Gene Ontology annotation, molecular function: protein binding; zinc ion binding. Lineage: Eukaryota; Metazoa; Chordata; Mammalia; Rodentia; Octodontidae. The coding region runs from base 9 to 1472 and encodes 487 amino acids.